This is a messenger RNA of Aspergillus melleus, 837 nucleotides long. RefSeq lists its product as uncharacterized. The transcript has a single exon. Lineage: Eukaryota; Fungi; Ascomycota; Eurotiomycetes; Eurotiales; Aspergillaceae. The record is from RefSeq and is a predicted model, not a curated record. The coding region runs from base 1 to 837 and encodes 278 amino acids.
AUGCACCCGCGGUUAUUUCACUCACUUGUUUUCCUGGAGCCCAUGAUUCAAGUCGAAAGUCCCGGCAAACCAGGUGGACAGAGUCCAGCUCUUUGGGCCAGCUCUCGCCCAGACCUAUGGUCUUCACCGCAAGAUGCCGAGAAAUAUGUCCGGAAAAGUCCGUUCUGGCGCAGAUGGGACCCAAGAAGUGUUGAUCGAUAUGUCCGCUUCGGGCUGCGGUCCGUCCCGACCGCUCUCUAUCCCAACCACGACCCUGGCACUGUGACACUUGCCACGACAAAGGCGCAAGAAGCCUGGACAUACUUGCGUCUGAAUGCUGCUCCUCGAGACAAUAGCGGAAACAGUAAUGUGGAGCGUUUCCUCACCGCGGAUCUCGCGGCUACGCCAAGAGACGGGCAGAACAACAGUCCCGAGUACGUGAACGUUUGUCCCUGGACGUGUAUCGCCUUUGAGUAUCUGUCCUACGUGCGCCCAUCAGUUCUGUACGUGUUUGGGGAAAAGAGCCACAUCAAUAUCCCUGAACGGAGAAGGGAUAAGCUGGAACGCACCGGCAAAGGGCUAGGAGGGAGUGGAGGAGUCGCUGCGGGCCGAGUAAAAGCGGAGAUCCUCCCAGGUGGAUCGCACAUGGCACCGUUCGAGAAGAUACAUGAAACGGCAGAUGCCAUAUCGAGCUGGAUAAGCUCGCAGAAUGAACUGUACCAGACAGAGAAGGAGUUCUGGGAACGCCAGCACGACAGCGGAAAGUCGGAGCGCAACAGUAUGGCUUUAUCGUCGCAGUGGAUGAAGUAUGUCACACAGCCAGUUGAUAUCAAGCGGGAGAGGAAGUCAAACUUGUGA